This is a messenger RNA of Anoplophora glabripennis (Asian longhorned beetle), 2991 nucleotides long. RefSeq lists its product as uncharacterized. Gene Ontology annotation, cellular component: membrane. Gene Ontology annotation, molecular function: group II metabotropic glutamate receptor activity. Bases 1 to 1551 code for a protein of 516 amino acids. The record is from RefSeq and is a predicted model, not a curated record. The transcript is spliced from 3 exons. Gene Ontology annotation, biological process: G protein-coupled glutamate receptor signaling pathway; regulation of synaptic transmission, glutamatergic. Lineage: Eukaryota; Metazoa; Arthropoda; Insecta; Coleoptera; Cerambycidae.
AUGGCUCGAACCGCCGUCCUGCUAGCCACGGUUACGACAUGCAUUGCACUGUCACUCACGGCUGAAGAUCGCCAAGCCCGCUCCGGGGACCUGGACCGAGGACCCCCUCAGGAAGCCGCCAUGGACGCUGCAGGGCUGGAAACGGUGGUUUUCGGAGAUAGGACUAGUGACGAUAGUGGUAUAAUUAGUGUAGUAGGUAAUUUAAAUUCCACCGUCGCUUUGGAGAGGCGAUUGGAGAUGAGCACGGAAUUCUUCCUGGUGCCAACUAGUUCAACCCCCAGUACGGUCGCGAGUCACAUCACGAAGACGGCGUGCGCGGGGUGCCCUUUGGAGACUGAGAAACUAGCAGGAGUGUUUCGGAACGAGGUCUGGGUGAUACCGGUGCUCGCGCUAUCGGCUAUCACCAUGCUUCUGAUAGCGUGUUUCGAAGUGUUCGUACUGUGCAAGGCCUGGAGGACCACCCCUAGCCGUCGCCAUUUAUUUCUAGGACAGAUGCUGCUCCUGGGGUUGUUCUCCUGCGCGGGGUUGGCCGCCGUCCUGGCAGCGUCGCCGACGCAACUCACCUGUGCCGUCGUACGUUUCGGCACGGGGGUAGCUUAUGCGAUAGUUUUCGCUUCCCUGUUAGUGAAGUGCGUAUUUUUAAUUAGUUUAAAUGGGGGCGUGUAUCUGCCCGCGCCCUACCAAGGACUCUUGCUACUAUUCGCUAUUUUAAUUCAAGUAGCCAUAGGGGUGCAGUGGUUGCUCACCAGCCCGCCCGCGGUGGACAACAUCACCAUUGAGAACGCCGUUACUCAGAACAAACACAAACUUCUCGUUACCGCCGAGGACAUAGCCAGCCCCACCGUCGUAGCCCUGUGCCGCACCCCUUACAUCGACAUCCUCCUGUCCCUGAUCUACGUGAUAUUCCUGAUCCUGUUUGUGACGGUGCUGGCCGUAAAGUCUCGCGGAAUUCGGGAUAAUUACCGAGAGGCCACUUACAUCGGACUUUCGGUGGGAUGCAGCAUUCCCACGUGGUUGGUCUGGACCACGAGCGGUCUGAUCAUAAACGAAAGGCACAGAGACGCCUGCAUCGCCUUCGGGCUGGUCAUUUCUUCGGUUAUGGUGUUUUUAAUCAUGUUCAUGCCCAAAGGGAGACAAUUGGCCGCGAUGGGAAAGGAAGGAGUCUAUGUGGAGGAUCGUGAGGAGCGUUUUAGUUCGCUGAGUAGGGCAGCAUCAGGGUACUCGCCGUCGUUUUUCCAUUUCAAGCCAAUAAAGUAUGCCAUGAAUCACGGGACGUCGCACAAGCACCAGCACACAGUUACGACCUUAGGCGGAGAGUCGCAGAGUAUUGACUUUGAUAGACACAAUUACAUUCUGCCCUAUACCUCGAGCCCAUUGAAAAGAAAGUUGCCUCGGAUUCAGUCCAAUCAGCCAAAACUGAAGAAACCGGGUGGUGUCUUUCUCCGGCCAGAAGACGGAAAUGUCUACACGACUUUGGAGCCUACGCUAAGCAGCAAUCCCAACGUAUACUUCCAAAGAGGAAAUGGAGUGCAUCCGGGAAUGAUGUACUGAAUAAGAAUGAGAGGUGCAAAACGCAUAAUACAACGCUCGAGACUAAUAAUUUAUUAUGUAGAUAUGACAGAUUUUUAAUUUAGCAGCAUACGAUCGCAGGUUUCAUUAGAAACUGCGUUUGCAGCGGAAGAUUUGUGCAUAUGAGGCCUACCCUAGAUGCGUAUGAGGAAAUAUGCAGAUUGUUAUAAUGUCGUUACAAUAUAUCUCAAUGAUUUAUAAACAAUAGAGACAGUUACAAGUGAAAAAUAAGAAAAUACGUACAAUACGACACCCGAGCUCGUAUGGUCCUUUCAUUUAUUUAUACUUCAAAAAACUGCAUGCUUUACUUAAACUAUUGCUUUCAUACGUUACAGCUUUGCAUGAUUGGAUGUGUUAAAUUAGGAGUUGUGCACUUAGUUCGUUUAUUCAUACGCUAUACCUAUUUAAAAUUGUUGUAAUUCUUUGUUUUAUACAUCCUUUCAUUGUAUUUUUUUGGAAAAAACGUGAUGAACUUAAUAACACACGCUGAUGUAUUUUACUUGCCUACAUUCAAAAAUGAAGGAAAUAAUAAGGACAAAAGACUUUUUUAAAUUUAAACUAUCAUUGGUAUUAAAAAGAUGAGAGAAAACGAGUUGAACAUCAUUUUGUGUUCUGUCCUUUUAGUUAUCCUUGUAAAUAUUUAGCACGACAAAAUAGCGGAGACUUUUUUCUUAAAAAUUUGAAUGAUUUAUAUCAGUUGUUCUAAAAAUAGUGUUUGUAAGCCCAAAAAACCGACAGACAGACAAUUUUCACAACUAUAGCAAUUCUUAUAGGAAAGUCUAUUUCUUACUUUCACAGAUUAUUUAGCAGGAGCAGAUUUUCCAGUUUACCUUUGUUAGUAAAAAAAUACGUUUUCGUCCAAGUCAAUUGUAGAAGAAAAUUAUAUGUAUAGAGAAUAUCUAUAUCUUUUCAAAUACAAAUUAGGUGUCAAUCUAAAUCCGAAGAUCUGCAAGCAAAAACGUAUUUUACCAAUAAAUAGAAUUACAAUUUCAAUCUCAUUGCUAGACUGUAAUAUUCUAUUUAUACCAGUUAGUUUAGUGUAAUGUGAAGCCAUAUAAAAUAGAUAUUUAUAAAACAUUCUUUUUAAGUAGGUACGUUGUCUUAUGUAUGUCUUAUAGUUAAAGUAGUUAUAGGUGUCUAUAAAGGACAUCCUUUAUUGACAGUUUUGACAUUAAAGCCGUAUAAAUAGCAAAAACAUAGUAUGUAUUUUUUAAUAUUUGUAACGGAUAUUAAAUCUAAAUAAAAAAAAUGCAUAUAUCACCGCGCCUUAUUUUUUACAGGUAUAUAUUAAAUGUAUUUUGUAUUGUUAAUUAUGAUUGAUUGGCCAUUUUUUGUAACAUGUCUACAACGAAUGACUGAAUAGAUUUUUUUACCAUAUUAUCAUAAUUAUAAACUUGUACAUAUUUUAUAACUUACUGUACU